AUGAAUAUUUCGAUUCGAUCUCAGGACAAAACUCGGCGUUUAGACUUUUAUUAUUCACAUAUUUGCUUCAUUUUUAUUGUUUUGCGAUUGAAACUUGAAGAGUAUCAACAACGCAGUUGUUUAAUUAAUUUGAUUCAUCAAACUUGGAUAAGACUUUUCUUAUGUGAAUCUUGUGCUGAUAAUCCCGUCAUUAAAAUCUUAAGAAGCAAAUGUGAAAGCAAACAAUUUUAUGAUAUUUAA
Molecule: messenger RNA, 240 nt
Organism: Clunio marinus
Lineage: Eukaryota; Metazoa; Arthropoda; Insecta; Diptera; Chironomidae
Source: the annotation of a GenBank genome assembly